AUGACUGAGGAGGUAAUUGGUGGGCAUUUGAUCAAGAAUUUAGGUCCUGUAAGAAGCUUCCAUUUCUACCAUCAGAUCUUUGUUUUGCUUCUGGAGAUAGAGAGACACUUUGUGCUGGUAUUCACCUUCUUGUUUCGGCGGAGAGAUUCAUGGUCUAGUUAUUUGGAGCAUGGGGUGGCAGCAAAUAGUGAAGUCUAUGAUACUGCUGAAAAAUAUAAUCCGGAUAAUAGAUCAUGGGAAUCACUUCCGAGGAUAAAAAAGAGAAUGAAGCUUUGCUUCGGAUGUUACAUGGACAAUAAAUUUUACGUGAUUAGUGGGAGAAAUAAUGAUGGAGAACUGACAUGCGGUGAAUUUGUUGAUGAAACCAAAAGCACAUGGAAACUCAUUCCUGACAUGUUGAAGGAUGAUCAUGUACGGUCAUCCCACUCUCUACCAUUUCUUGCUGUCGUAAAUAAUGAACUCUACUUACUUGAAUCUUCUUCCAACCAGUUGAAGAUGUAUUUGAAGAAGACCAAUACAUGGAAGCCGCUGGGGCAAGUUCUUGUGAGAGCCGCUUGCAACAGAGGUUGGGGAGUCACAUUCAAGUCUCUAGGAAAUAAGCUGCUUGUAAUAGGAACAUCGGUUUUUUCCUGUGCUAACAAUUACAUGGCUCUAUAUACCUACUGUCCAUAUGCCGAUGCCAGUGAAUUGCAGUGGAGACGUAUUGACAAUGGUAGAAAUUUGCUUAGUCAAUUCAUCUUAAAGUAUUAUGUUAUGGCAACUUGA
Molecule: messenger RNA, 765 nt
Organism: Fraxinus pennsylvanica
Lineage: Eukaryota; Viridiplantae; Streptophyta; Magnoliopsida; Lamiales; Oleaceae
Source: the annotation of a GenBank genome assembly